GUUUCUUAAUAUUCUUUUUGAAGUAAGACACCAAAACUGAAUACUACAUUCCAGUAAUGAUCUUGCUAAUACUGUGUUCACUUAAAAUAACAUCUCCUUAAAUAUCCAAGAAUAGCAUUUGCUCUCUUAGCUAUAUGUCAUACUCAUGGUCAUCUGGUUAUCCUCUAAGCCUUGGGUCUCCAAAAGACACUCCCUGAUCCUGCAAAUGAAACUAUUUUCUCGGGUCCUGUGUCUAUCACUUUGCAUGCAGCAGUAUUAAAAUGCAUAAUGUUCAAAUGAGCCCAAUUUACCAUAAAAUCUAGAUCACUCUUUAGAACGGAUCUGUCAUUGUUUACCAUUCAACUAAUUUCUGUUGUUCGCAGACUUUCUAGGGAUUAUUUCAUGUUUUUCUUAUGUGCCUGUGACGUUUACAGAAUUCUAUAUCACAGUGGCUUCCUUAAAGAUUUAACUAUUAAUAUUACCCAUGGGAGGGGGGUUAUUAAGACAAAAUAUCUCUUGGAAUUUACUGCUGAAUAUGCCCGAGGCAGCAGAGAUUUUUCUGUCAUUGUAAGUCAAGUGCUCUCCCACUUGGACCACUGCGGAGCUAUUGGAUCUGAUCAGUGUGUGCAGAGAGGAAUGUUCAGUCCAAGCUGUGAGUGACCAAUGGGAAUUGGAACACGAAUGGGCAAAUUUCUCAGUGCUUGUGUGAAAAGGGCUGAGAGUGGAACCUGCUGCAGUGCAGAGUGAAGAUAAAAGAGCUAAAGCAGGCUACCAUAGAGCGAGGGAGAAAACUUGCACUGGGGCCGCACCUAAGACCUGCCAUUUUUAUAAGAAGCUGGACAUUAUCCUUGGUGGUGACUCCACCUCCACUGCCAAAAGCUCAGUGGAUGCUUUGGCGGGCACAGAGGCAGCAGAAAGAGGGCCUAAUUCAGAGGAUGAAAUAAUAGAUGAAGAAGAUGAACUAGAUGAGGAUGUGGAACUCCCAACGGGGUCACCCGGUGAGGCAGGAAGCCAGGAACUAUUCUCCACUCCUGAGGUGCAUAGCUAGUCUCAGCACCUCUUCUCCAGGGAGCAGGAGAUGAGAUGCAGGUCUUGGAAGAAGUGGAACAGACUAUUGUUCCCAGCCAUGGAACAACACCAGACCAGCAAAAGUUUCAUACUUCCGAGUGGGCAGAGUUUGAUCAAAACCCUGACUCCUUGUAUUUUAAUGAUGGCCAACGACGAAUUGACUUUGUUUUGGUGUAUGAAGAUGAGAGCAAAAAAGAGAAUCACAAGAAGAAUGUGAAUAAAAAGCAAAAACGGAAGAGGCAAGCAUAUGAGUCUAAUCUGAUAAGCAACGGCUUGCAACUUGAAGCAACCAGAUCGGUCUUAGAUGAAAAACUUAUUUUUGUAAAAGUGCACGCACCUUGGGAAGUGCUAUGUACAUAUGCCGAGGUUAUGCACAUCAAAUUGCCUCUGCAGCCCGAUGACCUGAAAACCCGAGAUUCAGCUUUCAACUGGUUUAGUCGAUUCUUCCAAGUGGAUGAAAAUAUCAUCAAACCAGAGCAAGAGUUUUUCACUGCCCCAUUUGAAAAGGCCCGUUUGUCUGAUUUUUACAUUCAAGACAAAGACACCUUUUUCAAUCCUGCAACCAGAAGCCGAAUUGUUUACUUUAUUCUUUCCCGUGUGGAAUAUGCAGUAAGAGACAAUGUGAAAAAGUUUGGUAUUAACAAACUCCUAGACUCUGGGAUCUACAAAGCAGCGUUUCCUCUUCAUGAUUCGAGAUUCAAUUGCCUGUCAGAGGACCCCAACUACCCUAAUGAACGGUAUCUUCUUUACAAGGAGUGGGCUCACCCCCGAAGUAUUUACAAACUGCAGCCAUUGGAUCUUGUCAGGAAAUAUUAUGGAGAGAAAAUUGGAAUAUAUUUUGCUUGGCUUGGAUUUUACACUCACAUGCUGAUUGUGGCAGCAGUAGUAGGACUUGCCUGUUUUUUGUAUGGAUUCAUAACAAAGGACAACUGCACAUGGAGCCAAGAAGUGUGUGAUCCCAACAUAGGCGGCAACAUCAUAAUGUGCCCGCAGUGUGACAAGGAAUGUACAUACUGGAACCUCACUAUCACCUGUGAAUCCUCUAAGAAAUUAUGUAUAUUUGAUAGCUUCGGAACACUAGUAUUUGCAGUAUUUAUGGGAAUAUGGGUUACUUUGUUUCUGGAGUUUUGGAAGCGACGGCAGGCUGAACUGGAAUAUGAAUGGGACACUGUUGAAUUUUUAGAGCAGGAAGAAUCCGUACGUCCGGAAUAUGAAGCGCGAUGCAUUCAUGUAGUAACAAAUGAAAUCACACAGCAAGAAGAGCACGUGCCAUACACUGCCUGUGGAAAGUGUGUACGGAUGACCUUCUGUAUAAGUGCAGUCUUAUUCUGGAUUCUUUUGAUCAUUGCUUCAGUUAUUGGAAUCAUCGUUUACAGACUCUCAGUUUUCCUUGUGUUUUCUGCAACAUUGCCACGGCACAUUACUGGAAAAGAAGCAAUUCAGAAGUACCUGACUCCCCAGGCAGCCACUUCAAUAACUGCUUCAAUCAUCAGUUUUAUAAUCAUCAUGAUUCUGAACAUAAUCUAUGAAAAAGUAGCUAUCAUGAUUACUGACUUUGAACUGCCAAGGACGCAGACUGAUUAUGAAAACAGUCUGACAAUGAAGAUGUUCUUAUUCCAGUUUGUCAACUAUUAUUCUUCAUGUUUCUACAUUGCAUUCUUUAAGGGUAAAUUUGUAGGAUUCCCUGGAGACCCUGUUUACUGGUUAGGAAAAUACAGAAAUGAAGAGUGUGAUCCAGGUGGAUGUCUCCUUGAACUUACAACACAAUUAAUAAUAAUAAUGGGAGGUAAAGCAAUUUGGAAUAACAUUCAAGAAGUGCUUCUUCCCUGGAUUAAGAAUCUAAUCGGAAGAUGCUGCUCAGCUGCUCGAUCAGAGAAGACUAUUCCACGCUGGGAACAGGAUUACCAUCUGCAGCCUAUUGGAAAACUUGGACUGUUUUAUGAGUAUCUUGAAAUGGUUAUACAGUUUGGAUUUGUCACUUUAUUUGUGGCAUCAUUCCCACUGGCUCCUCUUCUGGCUCUUGUCAAUAAUUUGUUGGAAAUACGAGUUGAUGCCUGGAAGAUAACAACCCAGUUCAGGCGCAUGGUACCACAGAAAGCACAAGAUAUAGGAGCAUGGCAGCCAAUCAUGCAAGGAAUAGCAAUUCUGGCUGUGGUAACCAAUGCAAUGAUAAUUGCAUUUACAUCUGAUAUGAUUCCUCGUUUGGUUUAUUACUGGUCCUUUUCAGUCCCUCCCCAUGGGGAUCACAGCAGUUACACCAUGCAGGGGUAUAUCAACAAUACACUUUCUGUCUUCAAUAUAUCGGACUUCAAAAGUGAAAGCAAACCAGUUCCACUUCCCUGGUUUGGCAACCAAACAACAUGCAGAUAUCGUGAUUUCCGAUAUCCUCCUGGGCACCAAUAUCAGUAUGAACACAACAUAUAUUACUGGCACGUGAUUGCAGCCAAACUGUCUUUCAUCAUUGUCAUGGAGCAUAUCAUAUACUGUGUGAAGUUUAUUGUUUCAUACGCAAUUCCGGAUGUAUCACAAAAGACAAAGAGCAAGAUCAAACGAGAGAAAUACUUAACACAGAAACUCCUGCAUGAGAAUCAUCUCAAAGUUAUGAAAAAACAUAUUGGGAAAAUAGCUGACAGAAUCUGGACAGGAGCAGACAGCACUUACCGACUUAAAUUGGAAUAAGAGUGUUAUACGCUGAGAGUACUUAAUCAGUUUAGUAUUGGUGAAUAAUGGUGAAUCAAAAUAUUGCUAACAGCUAAUCAAAAGUUGGGAAUUAACUCCCUCUAGCAAAUAGCUUCUUAUAACUGUCACCUCUGUCUGGGGCAUCAUUGGACACCAUUGGAUACAAAGGCAAGGACUGGAAAAUACAAAGCCAUGAGACACAGUAGGCCAGCGGUGGGCAACCUGCAGCCUGAGGGCCACAUGCGGCCGAUGAGGGUUCUGUGUGUGGCCCAUGAAACAUUCUGUUUACAAGCCCACACACAGGCUUGUCAGAUUCUGCUAGGUUUCAUCUGUGUAGGUUUUUUCCUAUCAGUAGCACAAAAGUGCCAUGCACUUGGGGCACGUGAAUUGAGGUGCGUGCUGAUUGCACAAAACAUUGAGAGCCACACACUUCUUCUGCAUCCAAUCAAAGUGCUGCUACAGUUCAAUUGGCACACCCCUCAAAUUGUACGUAUGCAAGUGCGGUUAGCAAAACUACCCUAUCCCUGGAGAACAUCUUGGUUAUGACAAUCCUGCAGUUCCCUGAGAUGGAGGGCCACUCAUGCAGCCACUCACUAGCUUAGGUUGCCCCUCCCUGUAGUAAUUGCUAUCACCUGGAAAGAGGAAAAUGAUGUCUUUAAUAGCAUUAGCUGGACAGAAAAAACAUUCAUGAUGUUUUCAGUAGACUGUUCUCUUAUCAAGGGGCAGCUUCUUUCUGAAAUGCAGCAGCCACUGGUUUCAUUCUGCCAUUGAUUAUUUCAUCUGCUAUUCAAUGUGAACAAAACCUCAGACACCAAGCCAUUUGUAUUAAAAACAACACAGCUGCCAUGUGAUGAUCACUUGAAGCAGCUGUCACUGGAUAAUUCGAUCAUGGAAUAUAUACUUAAGCUAAGAGGAAAAGUCAAAACCAGAAAGGGAUGGAAAAAGAAAAGAUGACAACAAUUAAACAUUUGGAGGUUCAGCCAUUGCUGUUGCCAUGAUAAGCCUGCUUGUGCCAUAUAAGCUAAGAAAUACACUGCGGGGAUUACACAGAUUACAAGAUAUUUCAAUCAACCUUGUCAGAAUGGACUUGAAUCACAAUGAGAGGAAGCACUACAUGCCUGAUUUUCCUCUCGCUGCUACCUGCUUAUGGUCAGAGGUAAAUCCCUGACUAGCAGUGGGAGAGGAGAAUCAGGUGAUGUGUCUUUAUCCAGUUGAUGCACAUUAAGUAGUCCAUUUUUUCCUGUUCUGUUGUGAACCUGUGCGCUCUAAGUGGCUUCUUACCUAUCGCAGUAGUGAGAGUCCACAUUCUCGUCACAUAUUAAAUCAAUAUGCAGGGAGGGCUCACUUCUGUAUUUCUUUUACAGCCAGAACUCCAUUCCCUUCCAUGAUAGUUUUCAGUGUGCAAGGAAUGCAUACAUCACAAAAUAGCAUGUGGCAACACAGUGGCUAGGAGAUGUGAAUCCUAGCACAGGUAGACAGACACAUGCCAGCUCUGCUUGAGCUAAAACAUUGAAAAAAGCAGCGUGUCCACAGUGAUCAGGCUGACCAUGCGAGUACCUACCCAGGAGGUUGGUGCCACAUUCAUCAAUAAUCAUGAUGAGAAAAAAAUCCAUAUUAAGACUCUUUUAGAGGAUGGGGGAGGGGAGGGGGAAUAUUUACCUAACGAAAAAGAACAAAAUCAGGAGGGACUUGAGAGACCAGCCUCAGAAGGGACAAUAGCUUGGCCCUAUGUAAAUAACUUCACAACGUUUAUCACCCAUUUUAUAGGUGGGGAGAUUGUGGCAAAGAGCGUUAAGUGCCUUUCUGUGAUCACACAGUGAUGUGUGGCAGAGCCGGGGUUAACACACAGGAGCCCCUGGUUCCCAGUGACCUUUUCAGGCUACUGAAUUGCAAUACAGGCAGUCCCCGGGUUACAUGGAUCCGACUUACAUCAGAUCCCUACUUACAAACGGGGUGAGGCAACCCCGCACUAGUUGCUUCCCCC
Pelodiscus sinensis (Chinese soft-shelled turtle) is the source of this 5710-nucleotide messenger RNA. The record is from RefSeq and is a predicted model, not a curated record. Lineage: Eukaryota; Metazoa; Chordata; Testudines; Trionychidae.